This is a messenger RNA of Momordica charantia (bitter melon), 577 nucleotides long. RefSeq names its product arogenate dehydratase 3. Gene Ontology annotation, biological process: L-phenylalanine biosynthetic process. Gene Ontology annotation, cellular component: chloroplast; cytoplasm. NCBI's taxonomy places the organism in Eukaryota, Viridiplantae, Streptophyta, Magnoliopsida, Cucurbitales, Cucurbitaceae. The record is from RefSeq and is a predicted model, not a curated record. Gene Ontology annotation, molecular function: prephenate dehydratase activity; arogenate dehydratase activity.
AACGUCGGGACGGCGAAGCACUUCGAGUACAUGUUCUACGUCGAUUUCGAGGCGUCCAUGGCUGAAACUAGGGCACAAAACGCACUAGCAGAAGUCCAGGAAUUCACAUCCUUCUUGCGAGUUUUGGGCAGCUAUCCAAUGGACAUGACUCCUUGGUCCCCCUCCGGCGCCAAUUCCGAUUAGCCGAAUCAUAUUCCGUCGAUUAUUAUCUCUUUAAUCAAAUUUCAAUUUUCAAGUUUGCACGUAGAAGAACGGCCGGGGAGAAGAAACCGAUCCCCAAAAUCAGCCUCCUGUUAUGUUUUCCUUUUUUUAUUUUUUUCGCUUUCGAAGCGAGCCAUCUUAGAGAUGGUCAAAACGACGUCGUCAUGGUGGUGGUAGUGUUAGGUAGGGCAAGCGGCGACGGUGGUGGCGGGGAGGUUGGUGAAUUGUAACAAGUCUAUAUAAUAUUAUAUCUAAUGUAUGUAUACUUUUUGUAUUUGAUUGAGUAGAGUUGGGAAUGUUUGUAUAGAAAAAUGUGAAAAACGUGAAUAACGGUUGGAAUGAAUAGCUUCCCUGAAUUGAGUGGCUGUUUCCUAGA